Molecule: messenger RNA, 5471 nt
Organism: Cyclopterus lumpus (lumpfish)
Lineage: Eukaryota; Metazoa; Chordata; Actinopteri; Perciformes; Cyclopteridae
Gene: syne3
Product: spectrin repeat containing, nuclear envelope family member 3
Exons: 18
Coding region: 159-3452 (1097 amino acids)
Biological process (GO): nuclear migration
Cellular component (GO): nuclear outer membrane; meiotic nuclear membrane microtubule tethering complex; cytoplasm
Molecular function (GO): actin filament binding
Source: RefSeq, a predicted model, not a curated record
GUCACUGAAGGCAGCAUGAAAGUGUGUGUCGACUCCAGCCCCCAGUGCCCUCGGCUCUACUUCCUGUGCCAUAACUUCACUGUACUCAGCACAGGCGGACAGCGUUCACUGUCGAGGCAGCUCCCACCUGAUGAACACGAAGCCCCCAGGGACUGGCCAUGACGCAGCAGGAGCAGCAGGAGUUCAUGGAGAGCCUGGAAGCGGCCCUCUCCUGGAUGCGGGCCAUCCAGGAGAGGCUGAAGGCUAAUGACAACACACAAGGGCCCCUGGAUGCCCUGGAGGGCCGGCUCAGGGAGACGGAGAAGAUCCAUCAGUCGGAGCAUGAAGGUCGUGUGAAGAUGGACAUGGCGCUGGUGGCAGCUGAGAACCUCUUGCAGAGCGGAGACGAAGAGCUGAGGACCCACACCCACACCAAGCUCAAAGACCUGAAAGGCCUAUGGGAGGAGACCAGCACCUACAUCAUCCACUGUCACAGUCGCAUAGAGUGGGUGUGGCUCCACUGGGGCGAGUACCUGAAGGCCUACGAGGAGUUUGAGCUGUGGCUGACGAGCCGGCAGCGCGGCCUGGAUGUCGCGGUGGAGCUCCAGCUGGGGGUGAAGGAGAAGCUCUGGCAGGCGGACCAGCAGAGGGUGGUGGUGAGCGACAUCCACGGCCAGGCGGCGCUGCUGGAGAGGCUGCUGGACGAGGCCGCCGCGCUGCACAACAGAACCCAAGACCCCAGUGUGGAGCCCCAGGCCCAGGAGAGGCUGCAGGAGGCCUACAACGAUGUCAGAGACCGAGCUGAGGAGCGUCUCUCGCUGCUUCAGAAGAUCGCUGAGGAGCACCAGAUGUACCAAGGCUGCGUUCAGAGGUUCCAGUCCUGGCUGCUGUCAAAAACCAAGGAGCUCACUGAUCUAAUGGAGAGGAAGGAUGCCGCUGAGAACAAGCUCAGAGCCUUACAAGUUCUGGACGACAGCGUCGCCAGCGAGGAGAAGACCCUGCAGCAUAUCGAGGGAGUGGCGGAGGCGGUGAGGGGCAACACCUCUCCCUCUGGGGCGGAGAUGGUGAUGGAGGAGGCUGAGGAGCUGAGGCUGGGCUGGCAGAGGCUGAGGCAGGGCCUGUGUGAGUCGGAGGAGGGCCUGCGCUCCAGCCUGGACUCCCACAGUCAGUACAUGGCCAGAUGCCAGCGGCUGGGAGAAGACAUCGGCCAGCUCAGGGUGCUGCUACAGGGGCUGGACCAGGAACUGGAGGAGGGCCGCAAUGCUAGGGGCCGCACUGACCGGACCGAGGAGCAGAUGGUGGGCCAGUGGAGGAAAUACACGGGUGUGAGGAAUACUCUGGCCGGGGAGGAGUCCCAAGUGGAACUACUCAAGGCUCAGCUCAAGGAGCUCUUCAGAUUCUCGCAGGACUCGCGUCACCUUUCUGACGAUGUUCUGGCUGUUGUCAAAGAGCAUCAGAGUGUGAAAUGCAGAGCGACGAGGCUGUGUUCAGAGUCCGAGUCGGGGCUGAGAAACGUUCUCCAUGACCCGCUGCUGGUCUUCGCACAGUGGAGCCACAUGGUCUCUCAGGUUCUGGAGGCCUCCGCUGAGGUCACUGACUUCUCCCACAUUGCCAUGCUGGUCCAGGGCAUCGAGCGCUUGCUGAAGGGCAGUGUCCAGCUGCAGGAGCGCCUCAGCCUGCUGCAGGUGAAGGGCGACCUGCUGACCUCGCUGUUUGGUCCCGAGGGGUCCGACAGCCUGCAGAGCGAGCUGAGUGGCGCCAUCAGGAACAGAGAGCUGCUGCACGCUCAGCUGCUGCAGAGGAAGAGCAGGCUGCAGGGCUUAAUCUCAAGAACCAAGGACUUUGGAGACGCCCAAGAGCUGAUUCGCUCCAAGCUGGCCGCUCUCCAGGACCAUCUGGUGGCAACCGACGGCCUCCAGCCUGACAUCCUGGCCAAGAAAAGUCAGUCAGACCAGUUCAGGGUGAUCCUGAAGGACCUGGAGGACUGUGAGGCCCACAUCACGGCGCUGGAGACGCUGGUCUCGUCCAGUCAGAGCAACAGGGCUCAGUUCGAGAGGCUCUAUGCCGAGUGGAAACACCUGCACAAGGCAGCCAGGGUGAAGGUGCACGAGAGCGAGGAGAGCAUCGCAGACCAUGAGAGCUUCCACGACAGCCUGCUGAACAUCGAGAAGUGGCUGAUGAUCAUGAAGCAGAAGCUGGAGUCCUUCCACAGCCCCCCAGGGGAGUGGAGCAUCGAGGGCCGCCAGCACGAAGCUGAGAGAGCCCUGGGAGAGUUUCCUGAGAAGGAGCUCCAGCUGCAGCAGAUGGAGGUCCAGGGCCAGGGGGUCUUGGAGAGGACUUCAGAGGAGGGACGGGUCCACAUUCAGCGAGACAUUAAGCGCCUGAGAGAGUCCUGGUUGGCUCUGUACAAUACGAGUCUCAAUCUUCACAGGCUGCUGAACAGCUCCACAGAGCAGACACAGUCCGACACAUGGAGGGUCGGAGGCCUGUCGGCAGACAGAGAGGUGGGAGAGGGGGUGAUGACCGCGCGGGGUGGUCGGAUCCAGGGCCACGGGGAAGGUCACCUCAUUCUGGCUGGACAAGACUACGAACACGUGAGCCCGUCAAGGUCGGGCGGGGACAGGGGUCGCUCCUUUAGAGGAGACCAAGUAGAUUCCUCCGCUUGGAGAAUUCGCAGCAGAGCAGGCCAGAGAGAAGCCUCGACAGUCACAGCCACUGGAAGCCCCGACAGGGAUAAAUCAACAGGGGGCGGCAGCAGCAUCAGCAUCUUGGCUGGAGACGGAGAGGUCAGCUAUGGUGAGGGGCUAAGAAUGAGCUCUGGGGAAGGCAGAGUGGAGGCAGGGGAAGGCCUGAGUCCAGGAGGAGGAGCAUUCAUGCUGUUCAGAAGGGACCCGACCAAGCAAAUGCCAACGACACCAACUCAACACCCAACGGGGUGCACAGGAGAGUACACAUCCAGGAGGAGGGAGUUUGAGGCGUGGCUGUCCAAAGAGAACAAGCUGCUCUCAGGGAUCUUUAGCAGCAAGGGAGCAACACUCAGCGACAAAGAAGUCAAGACCCGACAGGACACCCUCAGGGCUCUGAGGGCAGGAGUGGGCUGGGGUCAGGAGCAGUUCCAGCUGUUGCUCCAGGAGAGUCCGGGCAGCGAGGACGUGAGUCUGGAGGAACUCCGCUACCACUGGAUGCUCUACAAGUCCAAACUGAAGGACGUGGGAGACCUCAGGUCCAGGGCCAGUGCCAAGAGACUCCAAACUAAACGAGAGGAGCCGGCCGCCGCUGCCAAAGUGCAAAAGAAGCCCGGCCUGUGGAAGCGGGUGUGUCGGCUGGCCCUUCCUCUGUGGCUCCUCCUCCUGGCUCUGCUGCUCCUGGCCUUCCUGCUGCCCCUCAUGGACGGCAACAGCUGCUCCCUCUCCAACAACUUUGCCCGGUCCUUCAACGUCAUGCUCCGAUACGAGGCUCCGCCCCCAACAUAGGGAGGAGCUGUGCCUGACCUCACUCUGGCCAUGGCUUAUGUAGGAAACGUUGACCACCAUGCGAGACUGUAAGACCACCAACGGGAUCGGUUCAGUGGCUUUUUCAACAAAUCGUAAUCUUCCUUUCAUAAACAACUCGACCAGUGCACCCUUCAAUACCGUCCUCUGCUCGGAUGGAAGGAAGUCGAGAGGAGCACCCUCAUCUGCAAACUACAAACCCCACAUCCUCCAGAUGCUUCUACGCUCCGGACGACAGCGUCAACCUCACAGCUUGCAGUAUAACAAUGAUUCGUUAAUUAUCAAAGUACUUAUCACAAAGAAUAGGCAUGAGUGCAAUAGGACUACAAAUGCUCAUACUCCAAUGCUCAUUAUAAGAAUGAUUAUUUUUUGUCGCAGUUUUAUAUAUAGUCAGCUUUUAUCUCCUUAAAGGAAUUAUGUUCAGCUAAACUGUCAUGUUUUCAAGAAGCAUGAAACAAUGAAAUAUCUUAAGAAUUAUUGUCGCUGUUGCUUAUGUGGGAGAACAACCCGUGGGGGGGGCGGAGCAGACCGAGUGUGACAGCCCUGCUGCCGUGAGGUGGAACAUGUAGCAGGAGAUCAAACCAAAGACGAGACUCUGGUGGACUGGAGAGUCUCAUGUUUUUAAAUGAAGCUGAAAAUGACACCUGUGUUUAGACAUAUGGAAUCCUGUUGGGCAAGGUGUGUGUGUGUGUGUGUGUGUGUGUGCGUGCGUGUGUGUGCGUGUGUGUGUGCGCGUGUGUGUGCGUGUGUGUGACACUCCUGUUGUAGGUAUUUGCAGAAUGUACUUUGAAGAACCAAAAUAGCUCUUUUAUGGGUGGAUUGUGUCCGGAGAACGUCUUUUGUGUUGUUGCAUGUCGAUCUGUAUUUUCAUCCUGUUGUUCCCCCUGUGGGUCUGUCCAUGUGGUUCUCUCUUGUUCUACCUGUCCAUCUCCUGAGAGCUGCCUUUCUUCUCUGAAGGUGCUACUUUGGCCUGAUGGGUCUUUUUCUCGGCCCAAACCACCAGUCAGAACAUUCAGAACGUGCCGUGACGUUCUGUUGACGCCGAGCUGUAAACCACUCACUUUAAUGGGAACCCCCAAAUAACUUGUUUUAUCCUGCACUCUCUCUCCGCACACCCUCACAAACAGUUACUCCGCCUGUCAGCUAUUAUUGAUUCGUCAUGUUGUCGUGGCAACAGUGACCAAAUCGAGCGGCUCUAUUUCUUCUUGUGCAGCUAUGGUGUCUUUGAGUUGAAUUCCAACAUGUUUCUGAGUUCAUGUUAAACCGUCCCAGCUCAGACGUUAAUGUAUAACUCACCCCCUAAAAAACAAACCACUGAAACACAAUCCGGGGGAUUUGUGGGGAACACGCACACUUCCGUCUUUGCCGAUGACUUCUACUGUGUACAUAUGCUACAUGUAGCAUGUAGCAUGGCCUUAAAGCGUUCCGUCCACCAUGGACGUUAAUCAUUGGUAUCAGUGCCAUACCCUCUGGUAUUCAUUCAGCCUGUAGCGCCAUAAAGCGCCGUGCUCCGGUUCUACUGCAUUGAACGGUGCUUCCUGUCUCCAUCCCUGCGCUGUGUGUGCGCUGUGUGUGUGCACUGUGCACUGUGUGUGCGCUGUGUGUGUACUGUGUGUGCGCUGUGUGCACUGUGUGUGUGCACUGUGCACUGUGUGUGCGCUGUGUGUGUACUGUGUGUGCACUGUGCACUGUGUGUGCGCUGUGUGUGCACUGAUGCAACUCGUGAAGUGACUUGAAUCUGCUGCGCACGCCGGUCCUUUCCUCACAGCUCGUGUGACAGACGCGCAGAAGAAAGUGGGUUGACUCGUUAUGCAAAAGGUCUCCUAAAUGCUGGUGUCUGCUCUCAGAUGGAGGUGUUAAAUAAACUGGGGAUGAUUGACAAGUGCUUUUUUGUAAAAUUAUUAUAUUUUAUUAAUCUUUUCAAACAUAUUAUUCAUAAGAGCUUGUAUUUAACCAAUGCUGUUUUUUUAUUCUGAUGAAAUAAAUGCAGUUUGAAUAUUC